Molecule: messenger RNA, 1049 nt
Organism: Scomber japonicus (chub mackerel)
Lineage: Eukaryota; Metazoa; Chordata; Actinopteri; Scombriformes; Scombridae
Product: gamma-interferon-inducible lysosomal thiol reductase-like
Exons: 7
Coding region: 73-843 (256 amino acids)
Cellular component (GO): lysosome
Molecular function (GO): oxidoreductase activity, acting on a sulfur group of donors, disulfide as acceptor
Source: RefSeq, a predicted model, not a curated record
UGAGAGUCAUUGUCGCGUCGCUGGUGACUUUCAUACUGAGUGUCAAACGUAGGUCCUACACUGCAACUGAAGAUGAAGACACUUCUGCUGCUAGUUUUGACCGUUUGGUUGAACAUUGAGUCAAGCGGCGGCACACUGUCCUCUUCAUGCUCCUACCCUCCAUCUAAGUGGUGCUCAUCCAUGGACUCUGCUAUCCAGUGCGGGGUUUUGAAGCAAUGCCUUGAGGCUAACUUCACCAGGUCUCAUCAGAAGGAAGACCCCGUCGAGAUUGGGUUUUACUAUGAGAGCCUGUGUCCUGGCUGCAGAGGGUUUUUCACUCAGAUGCUCUUCCCCACCUGGAUCAUGCUGGGAGACAUCAUGGCUGUGAAUUUGGUGCCCUAUGGAAAUGCACAGGAGAAACCUGAUGGACAGAAGUAUAAAUAUGAGUGUCAGCAUGGAGAACCUGAGUGUCUCGGCAACAUGAUUGAGACCUGUUUACUGAACAUGACCGAGUACUCCCCCCUGAUCAUCUUCUGUAUGGAAAGCUCCGCUGAUGUCAUCAAGUCAGCCCAGGGUUGUGCGCAAAUCUACGCCCCCGACUUGAGCUGGGACAGCGUCAUGAGUUGUGUGAAAGGAGAUCAGGGAAACCAACUGAUGCAUCAGAAUGCCUUGGAGACCGGAGCCCUGAAGCCUCCACAUGAGUAUGUGCCCUGGAUCACCAUUAAUGGGGAGCACACAGAGGACCUGCAGAACAAAGCCAUGUCUUCUCUCUUCACUUUGGUCUGUGGCAUGUACAAGGGUACCAAGCCAGAGGCAUGUGGAGGGGCCCAGAGACACUACAAGAGCUACAGCCACAAGGAGUGAAGGAGCAGCUCUACAUCUGCCUUUAUGUUGCUGUGUUCCAGGUGUGCCCACUAAAUAAGGAACACUGUGGAAUGUCUCCAAACUAUUUUUUUAAUCUGUGAUUUUACAGUCUGUUUCUAUAAAGGGAAGAAUUAUGAUCACCUCACUUUUAUAAUUCACAGAAUAUAAAUACAAUUUGCUUUCUAAAAAUGUGUCAUUAUUGAAAC